This is a messenger RNA of Lingula anatina, 953 nucleotides long. Its product is annotated as CTD small phosphatase-like protein 3. The record is from RefSeq and is a predicted model, not a curated record. Lineage: Eukaryota; Metazoa; Brachiopoda; Lingulata; Lingulida; Lingulidae. Gene Ontology annotation, molecular function: phosphatase activity.
AUGAUGUUGAAGUACUUGUUUGAGAUGAAAGAUGGUUGCUGUCUGGAUGAGACUUUGGUCCACUGUAGUCUGACUGAAUUAGAGGAUGCAGCAUUCACAUUCCCGGUAUUGUUUCAAGAUGUUACUUACCAGGUCUUUGUUAGGACUCGGCCCUUCUUCCGAGAAUUCUUGGAACAUGUUUCUAAGAUAUUUGAAGUUAUACUGUUCACUGCUUCAAAGAAAGUAUAUGCUGAUAAACUGAUGAAUCUCCUUGACCCAGAGAAAAAGUUGAUCAGACAUCGUCUGUUCCGAGAGCAUUGUGUCUGUGUUAAUGGGAAUUACAUCAAAGACUUAUCCAUCCUGGGCAGAGAUCUUACCAAAACCAUCAUAGUGGACAACUCUCCACAGGCAUUUGGCUACCAGCUUGAUAAUGGCAUCCCAAUUGAAAGUUGGUUUGUAGAUAGAGAGGACCGUGAGCUGAUGAAGUUGUUACCUUUUCUUGAGCAUUUAGUUGUCAUGGGCCAGGAUGUGAGGCCACAGAUCAGGCACAGAUACAGGCUGUUCCAGAUGAUUCCUAGAGACUGACUGACCUAGAUAUCUUACAGUGAGUUCAUCUUAUGGUUGAAGGGGACAACGAGGGCAGCACUGACUCCAGCAAUCUUUCCCCCCAGAUUGAACACUAAAAGAUACACCAACUGAUAUACACCUGAUAUUGAUUCUUACUCUUUAAAAUUUGAUUUUGAAGUUAACAUUCUGAAUCCACGAACAGCUCCCAGAUACAUGAAGGUUUACUGAUGAUAUUUCUGGAGUUUCAGUUAUUCAGCAGAAUUAUCAAGCACUUAAAGAGUGUCCAUAUAAUAACCAAGGUGUGGCACCAGGGCACCGGUCUUCUGCAGCCUGACAUAAAUACACCUGUGGACAGUGGACACUUGCUAUCAAUAUGAGGAAUGCUGUGACCUUUUACAGCUAUAUCU